CUGAGGACCAGGGGACUGUGAAGACAGGGGGAAUCGUACUUCAGUAGCCUGUUAAGAGGGAAGAGAACUCAGCCACGAUGAGGAGCUUUCUGGUGGCCCUGGUACUGGCUGCCUUCUGUUCAGCAGCAGCAGCUUCAGCAAGACAGAGGACACGUUUCACGCGGUAUCGCUCCUGGAACUCGCGGAUGUACCCCGUAUGGAAGGAUGGCGACGCCCGGUACCGAGACUGCUGGACUGGGGGCGAGGUGACUUUUGAAGUCAAGAACGAUGCGCCCACUCUGACUGGUGCCAAGGCCACCUUCAGUAUUGACCUCCGCUUCCCUACGAACCAGACGGUGCUGCCUGACGGACAGGUGGUCUGGGCACGGAACUGCACUGUUAACGGAACGCGCUACCAGGAGGGUCAGGCGGUCUACCCAGACAGAAACUCCUCCACCCAGUGGAACGGCGUGUUUCCCGACGGCACCCCGUUCACCGGGGUCUCCGACAAGAAGCCCCACUAUGUGUACGUGUGGAAGACGUGGGGACGCUACUGGCAGGUGGCAGACGGCCCCUCUUCCUCCCUCACCAUCGGCACAGACAACAUUCCCCUUGGCUCCUACUCCAUGGAGCUGGUCAUCUACCACUGCCGCGGCAAAGAGAAGUUUGUUCCCUUAGGCUAUGCCUCCACACAGUUCUCCAUCACAGAUCAGAUCCCCUUUGCCGUGACGCUCACGCAGGUCAAUGACGUCAAUCAGGCCGACCAGAGCUUCGUCCAGAACCGGGCCAUCGCCUUCAGCAUCAGGCUGCACGACCCCAGCCAGUACCUCGCGGACUCCGACGUCACCUUCAACUGGGACUUUGGGGACAACAGCGGCACCCUGAUCUCGCGGGAGCCGGCCGUCACCCACACCUACAUCACGCCUGGAACGUUCAGGCCCCAGGUGGUCCUGCAGGCCGUGAUCCCCAACGCUGGCUGUGCCACGCCUCCCGUCCCCCUCACCGAGGCCAACCCCACCCCUGCCCUGGCCACCUCGGAGCCCCCCGUCCCGACAGCGGAGCAAGGAACCACCGCUGCUCCUGCUGCCCCGACAACAAACCCUCCUGCGCCUGCUGAUGACAUCAACCUGGCGGCCUCAGUUCAACCAGCAGAAACUGAGGGAGAGGCUGACCCAGCUGCAGAGGCUGACCCAGCUGCAGAAGACCCAGCUGUAGAAGCUGACCCAGCUGCAGAAGACCCAGCUGCAGAGGCUGACCCAGCUGCCGAGGCUGACCCAGCUGCAGAGGCUGACCCAGCUGCAGAAGACCCAGCUGCAGAAGCUGACCCAGCUGCAGAGGCUGACCCAGCUGCAGAGGCUGACCCGGCUGCAGAGGCUGACCCAGCUGCAGAAGACCCAGCUGCAGAGGCUGACCCGGCUGCAGAAGACCCAGCUGCAGAGGCUGACCCAGCUGCCAAAGCUGACCCAGCUGCAGAAGCUGACCCAGCUGCAGAAGACCCAGCUGCAGAAGCUGACCCAGCUGCAGAAGACCCAGCUGCAGAAGCUGACCCAGCUGCAGAAGACGCAGCUGCCGAGGCUGACCCAGCUGUAGAAGCCGACCCAGCUGUAGAAGCUGACCCAGCUGCAGAGGCUGACCCAGCUGCAGAAGACCCAGCCGUGGCUGAUGAGCCCGCGGCCGCUGCAGAGGUGCCGACCAUCGAUGCUGCAGCCUCCGUGGCUCCGGAUGCAGUGCCUCUGGAUGAGACUGCCGUCGUGGCACCUGCUGUAGCGGCGGCCACAGAGGCGGCCCAGGCGGAGACCGCUGCCCUCCUCACCCCUGCCGCCACGGUCCCUGCAGCUGCAGCCGAGGCAGCGGAGCCUGCCGCCACAGAGGGAGAGCCCGAGGAGGCCGAGCCGCAGACCGACCAGGUUCCCGUGGUGGUGGCCAAGCGGCAGGCCCCGGAGACGCCGGCGGACGGCGGCUGCGCCAUCUACCGCUACGGCUCCUUCUCCACCGUCCUCAACAUCGUCCAGGGCAUUGAGAGCGUGGAGAUUGUGCAGGUGGCAAACGUGGUGAUGACGGCGGAGGUGGAGCAGAAUGCCGUGGACCUCACGGUCACCUGCCAGGGCAGUAUGCCGGACGAGGUGUGCACCGUCGUGUCGGACGCGGACUGCGCCACGCCCCUGCAGACGGUGUGCAACGCGGUCACGCCCUCGCCGGAGUGCCAGAUGAUCCUGCGGCAGUUCUUCAACGAAUCCGGCGUCUUCUGCGUCAACGUGUCCUUGACCAACGACGUCAGCCUGGCUGUCACCAGCGCCAGGGUCAGCGUGACCGUGGGAUCCAGCUCUACCUCUGGGGGCACUGUGGCGCUGGUGCUGGGGAUGCUGCUCAUGGCCGGUGUAGUGGGGACAAUAGCUUUGGCCUAUAAGCGUUUCAAGCAGUAUCGCCCUCUGAGAGAGGACCAAGCAGGCACCUCGGUGAACGGCCUCGGAAGGACCUCUAUGCCCAUGCUGCUGUGGAACCUGCUGAGCCGUCAGACACCUGGGGAGAGCAGACCACUGCUGCAAGGCAGAGUGGUGUGAACUGGACCAGAAAGCGCACAUACACACACACACACACAGGCGCACACACACACACAGACACAGACACAGACACACACACAGGCGCACACACACACACACACACACACAGUCUCAUUCGCACAAUUUUCCAACAAAAUUUAAAGAAUAUCUACAUUCUGUCUAAUGGCAUGGUAUCAACUGUAAACAUGACCAAACAAUAAUCUAAAUUGUAUUUAGAUUGUUGAUGGGAAAAAUAAACAAAAAUUGUGCAACAUU
Anguilla anguilla (European eel) is the source of this 2795-nucleotide messenger RNA. It is a transcript of the gene pmela, whose product is annotated as premelanosome protein a. The record is from RefSeq and is a predicted model, not a curated record. Lineage: Eukaryota; Metazoa; Chordata; Actinopteri; Anguilliformes; Anguillidae. The transcript is spliced from 11 exons. Gene Ontology annotation, cellular component: melanosome. Gene Ontology annotation, biological process: melanosome organization. The coding region runs from base 78 to 2540 and encodes 820 amino acids.